UAUAAACAGUUUUUUGCGUUCCAAAACUCGGCAAAAAAGUUUUAAUGAUUGUAUUGUAUUGCGUUCUAAAACUCAUAAAAGAAAUACAUUACAAAUUUUCAUUAUUAUUGCGUUCUGAAACUUGAAAUAAAAGGAAUCGUAGGCUUCCUGUUGCAAUUUGCGUUUCAAAAUUCAUCGAAAAAUGUUUUUUAAUAUUUAUUUAGGUAUUGUUGCUUUUAAAAGGCGCGAAAUUUAAAAAUCGGGUUUGAAAUAUAUUCCGGCAUUUUUUUUGGAGGUUAUCGAAGAACGCAUUUUCCAGAAUUCUAAUUAUCUUUUGUCUAUGUUCUUUUGAUAAUCUGAAUAAAGCGUUCUACAUGAUAUAGAGGCAGAUUGCCAUUUUGUGAUUAAUCAAAGAACUACAACAAUGGCUAUAGCAGCUGUGUAUAAUUAUAUGAAACUGCAAAACAGACCUUACAGUGUGAAUGAUGUAGUUACUAAUUUACACAACGAAUAUAAUAAGACUGCAAUUCAAAAGGCUAUGGAUCAAUUGGUGAUAGAUGGGAAGCUAUUUGAAAAAGUUUAUGGCAAACAAAAGAUAUAUUGUGUUGUUCAAGAUUCAGCAUAUGAUACAGAUGAAUUAAUGAGAAUUGACAAAGAACUACAAAGUCAUGCUAAUGAAGUUGAAAGUAAAUAUCUGGAUGUCAUGAAAGAAAUGAAAGAACAAGAGGCUCUUUUAAACUCCUUGAAAUCUAGUUUGACAUUGGAAGAUGUACAAAAAGAAAAAGAUGUUUUGCAACAAAAUGUAAAACAGUUAACGCAUAAAUUGGAUGACUUGAUGGAAAGUAGUAGUACAGAGAUAGAGAAUUUGCAAGAAUCUAAACGAAAAGCGCAAGAAAAUCUAGAUGAAUACACACGCGAAUAUUUAAAAAGAAAAAAGAUAUGUGUUGAGAUAAUAGACUGUAUUUUGGAAAGUUAUCCUGGUAGUAAAGAUGAAUUGUAUGAGGAAGUAGGCAUAGAUUCGACAACUGUAUAAUCAAUGAUAAAGAGUUGUUGGUUCUUUAAGUUCUUUAAUUUUAUAUUAUCUUUUAUUAUUUUAUUUUCUUAUAUGAUAAAAUUAAAUUAAAGUUAUGUUAAAGAGAUUAACAUAUCUUGGUUUAUAUAUUAAAUGGUUAUUUAAAUAACUAAAGCUUAAAAUAAUAAAUUUAUUUAUAAAAAUUAUAAGUAAAAAUAGUUUCUUGUGUUGAAUUUGAUAUCAUUACUUUAAGUUGCAAAGUAGCACAUGCCACAAUACUAUUUAAAAAUUUUCUUUUAUAACGGAUAAAUCGUUUAUUUCAUAUCUUUUUAUGAUAAUUUUUGCAUUCUUCAUGAUGUAGAGAAGUUUAUAAUAUCUUGAAUAUUUUUAUAUAUGCGAAUCUUGCAUAUAUAAUUUGUAUUUACAUAUAUAAA
Molecule: messenger RNA, 1425 nt
Organism: Pogonomyrmex barbatus (red harvester ant)
Lineage: Eukaryota; Metazoa; Arthropoda; Insecta; Hymenoptera; Formicidae
Product: homologous-pairing protein 2 homolog
Biological process (GO): meiotic strand invasion involved in reciprocal meiotic recombination; homologous chromosome pairing at meiosis; meiotic joint molecule formation
Cellular component (GO): condensed nuclear chromosome; DNA recombinase auxiliary factor complex
Molecular function (GO): double-stranded DNA binding; recombinase activator activity
Source: RefSeq, a predicted model, not a curated record